This is a messenger RNA of Mustela lutreola (European mink), 3462 nucleotides long. It is a transcript of the gene C2H19orf44, whose product is annotated as chromosome 2 C19orf44 homolog. The record is from RefSeq and is a predicted model, not a curated record. NCBI's taxonomy places the organism in Eukaryota, Metazoa, Chordata, Mammalia, Carnivora, Mustelidae. The transcript is spliced from 10 exons. The coding region runs from base 471 to 2510 and encodes 679 amino acids.
UUACUUAUUUUUAACAAUUUGACUGAAGAUUCGUUUGCGUACCAUACAAUUCACCCCUCUUCGGUGUACAACUCAGUUACUUUGAUUUAUAAGUUUACUGAGUGGUGCGGCCAUCACCACGAUCCAGCUUUAGGACUUUCCCGUCGCCCCAAGGAUAUCCCUCCUGGCCCUUUGCAGGCCCUCCUCACUCCCACUCCCAGCCCCAGGCAACCACUGUGGUUCUUCGCGACUGUGCAGAUUUGUCUUUUCUGGAUGAUCCUUAUGAAUGGGAUUAUACGGGAAACUUUCAGAAGAGCGAGAUGCCGAAAAACCUGGUGUGGUGGUCGGGCUUUCCCUCUGACCCGCAGAAUGGCCGGGGCCAAAUCUUCUCCUUGAGCUUCAGUUACAAAAAUAUUAAUAAAGGCAGCUGUCGAUGUGCCUCUGCUUCCUCUUUACCACGUCCUUCCAGCUAAAAGCCCGUUAAAAGCAGAAUGGCUUCCAUAAGAAGAGCCAGCCAUCCCGCGCGCAAUAUUUUUGGUGAUUUUAGUGAUACUUCCUUAGAAGAUUCAAAAAUGGAAGAAAUCAGAAACUUGAAAAUCAGUAGAAGUCUUACCAAGACAGGACCUGCUCAUAGCAGAUUUCUAAAAGGAAACCAAACCAUGGGUGUAAAACACUCACUCCUGAAAGAGAAGGCUGUUGUGGAUGGUGGGCACAAGCUCUCCUCAGGGAGACCCCUGACCACUGCCUCGAAGCUCAGGGCCAGCGCCGUGCUCACAAAACUGGCUCAGAUAGAAACCAAGAUUAUGAACAGGAAGGCGCAGAUGGUUUUGUCAGACAUGGAAUCUGACCUGAAGACCUCUGAGGAGAGUCUUCCAAAGAGCACAGACACAGUCCUUCCCAGGAGUACAGUCAAACUUUCUUCACACAGCCUGGACAAAACCUCCCAGAAACAAGCCCAUGAAAUUCCUGUGGCUGAGAGCGGCGCGCAGAAUGGGAAGGUCAGUAGGUUUCUAAAGAGGAGGGAACCACCUGUUGAAAAUACUUUCCCUGAAGCACAUUUUGGAAAAGAGAGGAAUUUUCAAACACCCAAAGAGAAAAAACCUGCUAGAAAACUAGCUUCUCCAGACAGCGAUGAGGAGGAAAUGAAAGAGUUGCUUGGAAGCUUGAUGGAAUCUUCUAGAGAAAAAGAAACAUACACGAGUCAACUUUUCAGAGGCCCCAGAGUCAGUGAAAAAGAACAGACAAAACUAUUCUUGGAUCCGAUCCCAACUCCGCGCAGAAUCCUUUCGCCACCCAGCGAGGAACUUUCCAGCCCAAAGUCAUUUCGGACAUCACGUCUGCCGGGCUCACAGUCUGCAGACGGGACCCUCUGCAGCACGCGUUCUAGAGCUCGCUCCUCACAGACUCACGCUUCGGGGGACACAGGCACCCGCACGGCAUCGCGUCCCACUGCCGGCCCCCCUCCAAAGGCGGCCUCCGUGGUGCGGCAGGAGAAGCUGUCCUCCUCCCCCGGACGUAGUAAGGCUGGGCCUUGUGAAGAGUCAUUCUCAGAAGCUGCCGAUGACAGCCUGAACGAUUUUCGAAUCAAUCUUUUAUCCCUUGAAGAUCUGGCUCCAGCUGUCAGCGAGAACUCAGACCUGGAACAGAGAAAAGAAGGCCAGCGGGAUGAGGCAUCCAGCCGAAGCCCCCGGGCCGGGGGAGCCCCCACUCUAAGCGAGGUCUCAGAGUGCCUGAGUGAGCCAUCGGCUCCCAGCCCGAGGCCGAAGUCUCAGGAGCCCACAGCGAGCACGGUGAGCUCGGCUUAUUCGGAAGAUUUUGAAACAGCAUCCGAGUCGAGGGCCUGUUCUGAGGAGUCUCCCGACAGGACACUGGACACUUCGACAGAAUUCUCUGCAAGUCUGCAGCCAGACCUUGCCCUGCCAACACUGAAGCCUCGGAAGAAGCAGGUCAGGGACAUUACGAGAGUUCUUGUGAAGGAGACAGCCGUGCAGACCCUCGAUCCCGCCUUCACCUACCAGUGGGCAGAGGGGGCCGGCGUGGCGGCCAUCGGGCCUGCCCUGGGAGGGACCUACGUGGACCCUGUGCCCAUUGCCAGUCAUGUCGUCAGCGCGGACUCGAUAGAAGCCCUGACAGCCUACAGCCCAGCCGUGUUUGCGCUCAACGACAUGCUGAAGCAGCAGCUGAGCCUGACGCAGCAGUUCGUGGAGGCCAGCCGGCAUCUGCACGGGUCCCUCCUGCGGUCCCUGGACCGGGACUCAUUCCACUACCACACCCUGGAGGAAACCAAACAGUACAUCAGGCAGCACAGGCCCGCCCCGCUGUCCAUGGAGGACGCCCUGCAGGAGGUGACCGUGGUGGGGGCAGAUGGCACGGAGGACUCACCUAAGCAGAAUCCCAGCUCCAGCCUUUCCGGAGUGCUUGACGCUCCCAGCCCCUGCCUCCUCAGGGUGCCCGGCGCCAGACCCGAAAGGACGCACCGGCCAGGGGAAACGGAGCCACAGGCGGCACUGUCACCACUACUCCUGGGGUGACGGAGGAUGCCCGCCUGUCUGGAGCCCCGCAAGGCGGCCAGACGGGCCAGGGGCUGCCUGCCCAGUGAGUGGAGGAGAUGGAAGGGGUGAGAAGCCCCGUCUGCUCCAGAGGAGCCCACGCGAGACAUCCAGGCUGGGGACACCUGCGGGACGCGCCAGGGCCCAGCUUCUGAGCAGACAGCACAACUCAGACAGCACGGGCCCACCGGGCACGCCCCCUCCGGACUCAGCCAGAGCACGCUUCUAACUCGAACACGCCGAGAAAAAGGUCUUUAAAAAAAGUUUUUAUUUGAAGGCAAAACAGUAAAAUCCACAAGAAAUCGUUAACAGCACGUGUUUACGUUUUAUCCUGAAUCAGACACGUUUAAACAAUUCACAGCUACAAGAAAUCUAGAACAAAAUCAAAUCAUUUUAUCACAUCAGGUUGAAAAGUUGGAGAGGACUCUGCAUCUUACUGAAAAGAAUUUCUGAAAAAUGUUUUGUACAAAGAGACGGCACCGCACGAGCUGCCCAGAGACGCCAGGCGCGGCCCGUCCCCACAGACCACCCUCCCGGCCAGGCCCCCUCGGCAGCAGGGUGGGACGGGCCCGAGGCACGGCGGGGCUUGCUUUCCCCAGCCAGGCUCGGGGUGGGCCGUCCACGCGAGCGCUGGUGUUGGGUUCCUCUAAGUGACAAACACAAGCAGAGACGCUAAGGACACAGGCUCUCUGAGGGCAUCACUCCAUGACCUGAAGAUACCUCAGAUCAGCUUCCUUAGAACCUUCGUUUCUGCAGGGACCGUAAGUGGCUAAUGUUUGGGGAAAAAAUUUCAACUCAAACAACUAAAGUUAACUGAACUACGGGCCAUGAGCACGCCCUAAGAGGAAUCAGGUUCCAAAUUCUCACUGGGAUCCUCUUAGAGCAACAUUCCCUUCUCUACCACUAAACAUCUGGAGUAAAAAUGAAAGCCCUG